Glycine soja is the source of this 603-nucleotide messenger RNA. Its product is annotated as disease resistance response protein 206-like. The transcript has a single exon. The record is from RefSeq and is a predicted model, not a curated record. Bases 38 to 523 code for a protein of 161 amino acids. Lineage: Eukaryota; Viridiplantae; Streptophyta; Magnoliopsida; Fabales; Fabaceae.
UUCCUCUCUCUAAUUAGUUUCCCUCAUUGUUUUCUUUAUGCUCUUUGCUUUAUGUUCUUCAGCCGUCCCAGGCAAGAGGAAGCAAUAUCAUACACCAUGCAAACACUUGGUCCUCUUCUUCCACGAUAUCAUAUACAACGGAAACAAUGCAGCCAAUGCAACGUCCGCAAUAGUAGGAGCCCCAGAAGGUGCCAAUUUAACCAUAUUGGCAAAUCAGUUCCACUUUGGAAACAUAGUGGUUUUUGAUGACCCCAUCACAUUGGAUAACAACCUUCACUCCAAACCCGUUGGAAGGGCACAAGGCUUUUAUAUCUAUAACACCAAGAAUACCUACACUUCCUGGCUUGGAUUUACGUUCGUUCUCAAUAACACAGACCAUGACGGAACCAUCACUUUCGCUGGAGCUGACCCCAUCAUGCAAAAGACUAGAGAUAUCUCCGUCACUGGUGGCACUGGAGAUUUCUUUAUGCAUAGAGGAAUUGCCACAAUUAUGACCGAUGCAUUUGAAGGUGAAGUUUAUUAAGUUCUACGAGUGUUGGUGAUUAGUAAUUAUUGUAUAAGUUUAUGCUAAAUAAAGUAAGCAAUAUUUAAGGUGUCCUUUCA